Molecule: messenger RNA, 507 nt
Organism: Orbicella faveolata
Lineage: Eukaryota; Metazoa; Cnidaria; Anthozoa; Scleractinia; Merulinidae
Product: piggyBac transposable element-derived protein 4-like
Source: RefSeq, a predicted model, not a curated record
AUGGCGAGGCGAGUAGAUCCUUUAGAUGUUAGUUUCGAUGAAUACAGGGCAAUUUUCGGAGAUUCCGAUGAAGAAGACACUGGAGAUAUUGAUGGAGAUAGUUCUGAUAUUGAUUUCGAAGGCAUCGAUGAAGAUGGCGAGGAAAUUGAUGAAGAAAAUGGCGAUGAAGAAGCCGCUGAGAGUGACGAAGAAGAAGAACAACAAUGGACGGAUGACCUCAGUAACAUCGCUGUUGAUGAAUUUUCAGCACGAUCAGGAAUUGUUGUAGACGUUGGAGCCGACCCUAAAGCUGAUGAUUUUUUUACAUUCAUGUUUGGUGAGGAUCUUUUCGACAAAAUCGUGGAGGAGACAAACCGCUAUGCUCACCAAAUGUUAACCGACAACGAACGUCUUGGUCGAUGGCGUGACGUAACCAAAGCCGAAGUGAAAGCUUACUUUGGAAUGUGCGUUAUCAUGGGGAUGAAUAUUCUUCCCAAAGUCGCUGAUUACUGGGCAACGAGGGAAUAA